Messenger RNA from Saimiri boliviensis boliviensis (Bolivian squirrel monkey), 1758 nucleotides. It is a transcript of the gene DNAJB11, whose product is annotated as DnaJ heat shock protein family (Hsp40) member B11. Gene Ontology annotation, molecular function: misfolded protein binding. The record is from RefSeq and is a predicted model, not a curated record. Lineage: Eukaryota; Metazoa; Chordata; Mammalia; Primates; Cebidae. Gene Ontology annotation, biological process: protein maturation; protein folding. Gene Ontology annotation, cellular component: endoplasmic reticulum.
CUCAUUGGCUUCCAGGCGCCGGCCGCGUGUGAUGUCCCGGGCAACGAUUGGCUCUCGCCCGCCGGGGACUUCUCUCACCGGGACUCGGGAUUCCCGGGAAGUGGACUGGCAGAGGACGGGGCUAGCUAGCUGUCUCUUCGGACCAAGGAGGAGACCCCACCCCGCCCUCCGGUGUGAGGCGGCCUCCCAGGGCCGGGUGGGCUGGCGAGCCGACGCGGCGGCGGCGACGGCGGCGGCGGACGGGGCUGAGAGGAGUGUGUGGGACAGGACCCGGGACAGAGGAACCAUGGCUCCGCAGAACCUGAGCACCUUUUGCCUGUUGCUGCUGUACCUCAUCGGAGCCGUGAUUGCCGGGCGAGAUUUCUAUAAGAUCUUGGGGGUGCCUCGAAGUGCCUCUAUAAAGGACAUUAAAAAGGCCUAUAGGAAACUAGCCCUGCAGCUUCAUCCUGACCGGAACCCUGAUGAUCCACAAGCCCAGGAGAAAUUCCAGGAUCUAGGUGCUGCUUAUGAGGUUCUGUCAGAUAGUGAGAAACGGAAGCAGUACGAUACUUAUGGUGAAGAAGGAUUAAAAGAUGGUCAUCAGAGCUCCCAUGGAGACAUUUUUUCACACUUCUUUGGGGAUUUUGGGUUCAUGUUUGGAGGAACCCCUCGUCAGCAAGACAGAAAUAUUCCAAGAGGCAGUGACAUCAUUGUAGAUCUGGAAGUCACUUUGGAAGAAGUAUAUGCAGGAAAUUUUGUUGAAGUAGUCAGAAACAAACCUGUGGCGAGGCAGGCUCCUGGCAAACGGAAAUGCAACUGUCGGCAAGAGAUGCGGACCACCCAGCUGGGCCCUGGACGCUUCCAAAUGACCCAGGAGGUGGUCUGUGAUGAAUGCCCAAAUGUCAAGCUAGUGAAUGAAGAGCGAACGCUGGAAGUAGAAAUAGAACCUGGAGUGAGAGACGGCAUGGAAUACCCCUUUAUUGGAGAAGGUGAGCCUCAUGUGGAUGGGGAGCCUGGAGAUUUACGGUUCCGAAUCAAAGUUGUCAAGCACCCAAUAUUUGAAAGGAGAGGAGAUGAUUUGUACACAAAUGUGACAAUCUCAUUAGUUGAGUCGCUGGUUGGCUUUGAAAUGGCUAUUACUCAUUUGGAUGGUCACAAGGUACAUAUUUCCCGAGAUAAGAUCACCAGGCCAGGAGCAAAGCUAUGGAAGAAAGGGGAAGGGCUUCCCAACUUUGACAACAACAAUAUCAAGGGCUCUUUGAUAAUCACUUUUGAUGUGGAUUUUCCAAAAGAACAGUUAACAGAGGAAGCAAGAGAAGGUAUCAAACAGCUCCUGAAACAAGGGUCAGUGCAGAAGGUAUAUAAUGGACUGCAAGGAUAUUAAGAAUGAAUAAAGUUGGACUUUGUUUAAAAUAAGUGAAUCAGCGAUAUUUAUUAUCUGCAGGGUUUUUUGUGUGUGUUUUUGUUUUUGUUUUCAAUAUGCAAGCUUGGCUUAAUUUUCUUUUUUGUCUAAUGAUCAUCAUGAAAUGAAUAAGAGGGCUUAAGAAUUUGUCCAUUUGCAUUCAGAAAAGAAUGACCAGCAAAAGAUUUACUAAUACCUCUCCCUUUGGGGAUUUAAUGUCUGGUGCUGCCGCCUGAGUUUCAAGAAUUAAAGCUGCAAGAGGACUCCAGGAGCAAAGGAAACACGACAUAGAGGGUUGGAGUUGUUAGCAAUUUCAUUCAAAAUGCCAACUGGAGAAGUCUGUUUUUAAAUACAUUUUGUUGUUAUUUUUUUCAUGA